Molecule: messenger RNA, 1589 nt
Organism: Hyposmocoma kahamanoa
Lineage: Eukaryota; Metazoa; Arthropoda; Insecta; Lepidoptera; Cosmopterigidae
Product: cytochrome P450 6k1-like
Exons: 6
Coding region: 1-1482 (493 amino acids)
Molecular function (GO): monooxygenase activity; iron ion binding; oxidoreductase activity, acting on paired donors, with incorporation or reduction of molecular oxygen
Source: RefSeq, a predicted model, not a curated record
AUGAAUUUGAAUCUUUUAAGCACAGUUUUGUCAAUAUUAACAAUUAUUACAACAAUAGUUUAUUUGUACUGUAAACAUAAACUAGACUAUUGGAGGAGACGUGGCAUACCACAGUUAAAAAAGCCGAAUUUAUUAUUCGGCCACUUCAAAGACGCUGUGCUAUUUAAAAGUCCACCUGGGUUUUAUCUCGGAGAGCUGUACAAAAAAACCGAAUUACCAUUUGUCGGUUUUUACAUAUUUCACAAGCCCACACUAUUAUUACGUGACCCGGAAAUUAUUAAACAAAUUUUGAUAAAAGAUUUUAACAAUUUUUCUGAUAGAAAUUUCGCGGGGUCAGUUCAAAAAGACAGUAUUGGAAUGAAGAAUUUGUUCGGGCUAAGAAACCCUCAGUGGAAGUACUUAAGGUCUAAAAUCACACCGACUUUAACGCGUUUGAAACUAAAACAAAUGUUUGCAUUAAUGAUGAAAACUGGCGAGCCCAUGUUGGAGUAUAUCAAAAUGCAGGACACUCGAAACGGAGUCAAGGUUCUAGACACACAGGAACUAAUUUACAAGUACACAACAGAUGUACUGGCAAGUGUCGCCCUUGGUACAGAAAACAAUUCGUUCGAUGAACCCAAUACUGAAUUCACCAAAGCCGUCAGCAAAUACUUCCACUGCUUUAAACGCAUGGUAGCACUUUUAACAGUGUUCUUUGUGCCAGAACUGAUUAACAUAAUCGGAAUGCCAGUUCUUUACGACUCGGAGUUCAUCAAGAAGGUCUUUUGGGAAGCCAUGGAGAAGAGAGAGAAGGGUGGAGAAAGUAGAGGAGAUUUUAUCGAUUCUUUGCUGAAGCUGAAGAAUCAGAAACAGGACCCGAUUUACAAAUUAGAAGGCGAGAACCUUCUUUUCCAAGCAGGGACGUUCUUUGGCGGCUUCGAGUCGUCCUCUACCGUCGCAUCGUUCACUCUACUACAACUGUCUAGAAGUGCAAAGUUUCAAGACUUAGCAAGAAAAGAUGUAUUAAGAGCGAUAGAGAAAAACGGUUGGACUUAUGAGAGUUUCAAUGAGAUGAAAUUUUUGGACCUCUGUAUAGCUGAAACUGUUCGAAUGAACCCUCCAGUUGCUACCGUCGACAGGCUAGCAAAGGAGGAAUAUAAGAUACCUGGUACAGAAGUGACCAUUGAAAAAGGUACAUCGGUCUACAUAUCUCUAUAUGGACUGCAUAGAGAUCCGAAAUACUUCGACAAACCGGAUGUGUUCGAUCCAUAUCGAUUUGAUGGCAAUAAUUUCCCCGACGCUUACAUUCCUUAUGGCGCUGGACCUAGAAUGUGCAUUGGUAUGAAAGUAGGGCAGCUGCAUGCAAAACUGAUAACCGCCAUGAUACUGUCACAAUACGAGAUCUACCAAAACGAAGACGUGAGAAACAGGCUGGAUGCAAGGUCCACAUUAACAGCAGCAUGUGGCGGGAUACAGAUGGAAUUUAGGAGAAUUACAGUUUGAAACUAGGUAACAGAUCCAUCGUCAAACUGAAGAAUGUAAUUUUAUUUAUUUUUUAUUAAUUUUUUUAUUUAUUUAUUUAUAUCAGGUAACAAAAAGACCCUUGUAUA